This is a messenger RNA of Phoenix dactylifera (date palm), 864 nucleotides long. Lineage: Eukaryota; Viridiplantae; Streptophyta; Magnoliopsida; Arecales; Arecaceae. The record is from RefSeq and is a predicted model, not a curated record.
AUGCGGAUUCAUCCACGGGUGGCGCUCUUCAUCUGGAAGGUGGCUUGGGGCUGCCUUCCUACCAGGAGUGUGCUAGUCAGGCGGGGCAUGAGGGUCCCUCAGGGGUGUGAGGUGUGUCCGGAUACCGAGAAGACCAUUCGGCAUGUGCUUCUGCAGUGCCCUAGGGCUAGAGAGAUAUGGAGGUCGUCUCCUGCUCCUAUCCCCCACUCCGUAGAGACGACACAGGAUCUGAUACACUUGCUGCGGGCCACGGUGCGGAGCCCUAGGCUUGCGGAGGAGGGGAUUCUUAGGGCAUACCUGGCUUACCACAUCUGGUUGGACCGGAAUGCUCGACUGUUCGAGGGCAGGAGGCUCUCGGCGAGGAUGGUGGUAGAGAGAGCUGUGCUUCAGGCCGAGGAGGUCUUUUCUUGUACUGUCGUGUUUUCACUUGGGAUGACUAGGGACAUCUGGGGUACCCGCAGUGCUGUUUUAGCUCCCAGGUUUGCCGUUGUUUAUUGGAUACCCCCACCCCUUGGUUAUCUUAAAGUGAAUUUUGAUGGCAGCGUGGUGACUGACAGGAGGUCGGGAGGGGUUGGAUUUGUUAUCCGAGACCAUUUUGGGAGUUUGGUGGCAGCGGGAGGCCGGGGCUCGACUGGUCUCACGGUUGCUGGGGCAGAGCUGUGGGCAGCUUGGGCAGGCAUAUCCUAUGCGAGGCAGGUGCUCGGGGCCGGCCGGGUGUACCUUGAGGGGGAUUCCUCCAUAGUCAUAGAUUGGAUCCGGGGUGCUGAUAGGUAUGGAGAUGGAUCCGCUCAUUCGGGAGACUCGCAGAUUGGCGAUGGAGAUGUACGAGUUUCAGGCCGUACACAUUUUCCGGGAGGCGAAUAG